Molecule: messenger RNA, 1460 nt
Organism: Daktulosphaira vitifoliae (grape phylloxera)
Lineage: Eukaryota; Metazoa; Arthropoda; Insecta; Hemiptera; Phylloxeridae
Exons: 4
Coding region: 481-804 (107 amino acids)
Source: RefSeq, a predicted model, not a curated record
UUGUAGAGUCUUUUUAAACACCAAAAGUUAUUUAGAAAUGAUUACCAUGAUUUCUAUGAUAUAAGUGAUCUAUUACGAUAAAAAUGCAAAAAAAAUUAGCUUUUUUAAUAAAUUUACUGUAAAUAUGUCAGUAUGUGUUUAGCGUUGAUAAUGGUAACAUUGUUUCCGAAAUACGUAUACUCGACUUUUCAUUAAUUUUUUGUGGCUUUGAGUUGAAUAUUUUUAAUAUUUUUUAGUUUUUUAAAUUAAUAAUAUUUUAUAUGUAGUUUUAAUUUUACUUAAUUAAUUAGCCACAAGUGAUCAAUUUUUAUUAUACUGUAAAUAGUUAUUAUAAAAUUUCCUGAUUGCAUAUUAAUCUUAACAAUACAAUAUUUUCUAUUAAAUGAUGUCAAUUUCAAACUUGCAAGUUAAGCUAAAAGUUAUGUUCAUCAAACAUUACUUAGUAAUUGAUCUAUCGAGUGAAAAUUUACCAAAUUUAUUAUGCCCGACUAUCAGUUAUCUACACUUUCCGAUAUUCUAUGGAGCAUAAUCAAUGUGUACAAACAACGAUUAUGUAACUUUUUAGAGUUUGCUCAAAAUGCCACUGAUGUAAAUGAAAUACGAGAUUAUGUGAUGACCACGGCUAGAGAGGAGAUGGCUAAUGUCUCAAAAGAGAUGAUUUGGAUUGGUAUAGUACUAAACUAUGCUGAGUUUGUAAUCAGAGAACUCCACGGCAAAAGCCGCACGGUAAAAAACAUCAUGAAGCAAACAGCAAUAGUGAAAUCACUUCUUGGGAAGACUCAGAUUCAUUUGUGUAUUGAAUAAUCGGUGAUGACUUUUAUGGCAAAGCAAACAAAAUUCAGAUUUGUUUGCUAGACUUGACACUUCAGAAUUGCCGAGUAAUCAUCCGUGUUGUUUAAACGCUAAUAAGAAGAUGUCUGGUUUGUAUAGCGGCGAAGCACGAGAAAUAUCUAUAUUUGAUUUCAUUAGUCUCAGACCGAAAUUUUAUGGAUUUUUGACUUGGAAGCAAAUGAGAAAUGCAAAGCGAAAAGCAUAAGAGGACUCGUUAUCAAAAAUCAUCUCACAGUUGAUCACCUGAAAUUUGUACGCUGAAGAAGAGCCGACAGUAAGCGACGUUUACGCUACAGCGAUUACGUGUGUUGCAAUGGAUGUAAACAACAUUCAUGGAAGUGACGCACACCCUUAUUGUCCUGUUGUGAGGUACACGACUUAUACGCCAUAUAGAGAAAAUGUGUCAAUUGGAUCAUUUCAACAUCAAAUAUAUACCAUUAAAACUAUAAAAAUGACCUUAAACCAUUUAGAUGAUAAGUGGUUUAUAUUUGAAGACCUAACUACUACCUAUGCUUAUGGACAUUAUAAAUUAGAAUAUAUACACUCUUAUUAUUUAUUAUUAAAACUAUAUGCUAGUUGAUUAAUAUUAUUUUUAGAAAUAACAACAAUGAUGAAACUUAAGAUUUGUG